UACUUUGAUAUCCGAUCAUAGAGAGAAAAUGGCAGAAACCGCCCCAGCCCCAGCCGCUACCGCUCCGGCAAAAUCGCCCAAGAAGAAGUCCGCUGUUAAAGCCAAGAAAGCGGGUCCAGGCGUCGGCGAGCUGAUCGUCAAGACUGUGUCCGCAUCCAAAGAGAGGAGCGGGGUGUCCCUCGCCGCCCUGAAGAAAGCGCUCGCCGCCGGUGGAUACGAUGUGGAGAAGAACAACUCCCGCGUCAAGACCGCCAUCAAGAGCCUGGUGACUAAAGGCACCCUGGUGCAGGUCAAAGGGACCGGCGCCUCGGGCUCCUUCAAGCUCAACAAGCAGCAAGCUGAGACCAAGAAGAAGCCCGCCAAAAAAGCGGCUCCUAAAGCCAAGAAACCCGCAGCCGCGAAGAAGCCCAAAACUGCAGCAGCAAAGAAGCCCGCCGCUAAGAAAUCUCCGAAGAAGGUGAAGAAGCCCGCCGCUAAGAAAGCAACGAAGAGCCCCAAGAAGGCAAAGAAACCAGCGACUCCUAAGAAAGCAGCCAAGAGCCCGAAAAAGGCAAAGGCAGCCAAACCCAAAACGGCGAAACCUAAAGCAGCCAAGCCUAAAGCAGCCAAGCCUAAGAAGGCAGCUCCAAAAAAGAAAUAACUUUACUGUUAAUUCCUCAACGGCUCUUUUAAGAGCCAACCACUAACUCUGAGUAAAGAGCAAAACUCGUGAAUUUGAAUGAUUUGAUAAUUCUGGAAUCAAAUAGCCAAUGUGACGUAAGACCACUCAGACUAAUGCAAUCAAAUAAGUCAUCCAAGUUUAGGUUAAAGGUAAAACAUUUUUAUUCAUACGAAAUUGA
Pimephales promelas (fathead minnow) is the source of this 839-nucleotide messenger RNA. The record is from RefSeq and is a predicted model, not a curated record. NCBI's taxonomy places the organism in Eukaryota, Metazoa, Chordata, Actinopteri, Cypriniformes, Leuciscidae.